UUACUGAUCUAUCCGAGUGAGGGUAUAAAAAAGCAAUUGCAUUUCAUGUUUUAGACCAUUCGUUCAGAUUCUAUUCUGUACUAACUUAUCACUUUCUCUCUUCUCUCCCUUAAAACUAAAGGCUAAAAUCCCCUAACUCAGAACACUAUCUCUGUCUUUCUUCCUCUCCAGAAGAAGAACCCAUAUCUCUCUGUUCCAGACAAGCUGAGAACAAUGGCGGCAGGGUUUUCCGUCGCCACCACCACAAGUACAAGAACAACAUUUCAUCAAAAACCCUUCAUGGGUUCUUCAAUACUACCUCCAUCUUCAUUUCUUUCAUUACCAAUUCGAAGUAAAUCGUGUAAGUUUUCUAAGAAAAAAAAGUCUCCAUUUACUGUUUAUUUCAUUUUAGAAGAGAAGAAACAAUCAGAAAUUAUUAGAAUUACUGAACAAAUCAAUAACAAUUUCCAAGAAUUAGAAACAAAUUCAUCAUCUUCUUCAACAUCAUCGUCUUCUUCUUCGUUGGAUUCUGAAGAACUGAAUAAAAUAUCGAUAAGAAUAGCAGAGAAAUUAGCAAGAAAACAAUCAGAAAGACAUACUUAUCUAAUUGCUGCAAUUAUGUCAACUCUUGGUAUCACUUCCAUGGCUAUUGCUUCUGUUUACUUGAGAUUUUCAUGGCAAAUGGAAGGUGGUGGUGAUAUUCCUGUUGCUGAAAUGUUUGGUACAUUUGCUUUAUCUGUUGGAGCUGCAGUGGGUAUGGAAUUCUGGGCCAGAUGGGCUCAUAGAGUUCUCUGGCAUGCUUCUUUAUGGCAUAUGCAUGAGUCUCAUCAUCAACCAAGAGAAGGUCCAUUUGAGCUGAAUGAUGUAUUUGCCAUUAUCAAUGCUGUUCCGGCCAUAGCUCUUCUGAAUUAUGGUUUCUUUCAUAAAGGUCUCUUUCCUGGUCUUUGCUUUGGAGCUGGGUUAGGAAUUACAGUGUUUGGCAUGGCCUAUAUGUUUGUACAUGAUGGUCUUGUCCACCGGCGAUUUCCGGUCGGACCUAUAGCUAAUGUUCCAUAUUUCCGGGAAGUUGCUGCCGCACAUAAAAUUCAUCACAUGGACAAAUUUAAUGGAGUUCCAUAUGGGUUGUUUCUUGGUCCUAAGGAGUUAGAGGAAGUAGGAGGAAUGGACGAAUUAGAGAAGGAAAUUCAACGUAGGAUUAAAUCAUCAAAAAACUCACAAUCUAGUUAGUAAUUAAUUGGUUGUAGUGUGGGGGGUGCAUUUUUGUUACAAUGUAAAAAAAUCAUGCAAAAAAUUUAGAGAGUUAAAUAAGAAAUAUAUGAUGAUAGUUGUCUUAUACAAUUCUCAUACAUGAUUGUUCAUAAGUUGAUCUUGGGCAGAUAUCUUCCCAGAUGUUUUUCUAAUAGAAUAACAUAGUUAUCAUUUUGAUUCAAAA
Messenger RNA from Papaver somniferum (opium poppy), 1411 nucleotides. Its product is annotated as beta-carotene 3-hydroxylase 1, chloroplastic-like. Gene Ontology annotation, biological process: xanthophyll biosynthetic process; carotene metabolic process. Gene Ontology annotation, cellular component: chloroplast. The transcript is spliced from 6 exons. The record is from RefSeq and is a predicted model, not a curated record. Gene Ontology annotation, molecular function: beta-carotene 3-hydroxylase activity. NCBI's taxonomy places the organism in Eukaryota, Viridiplantae, Streptophyta, Magnoliopsida, Ranunculales, Papaveraceae. The coding region runs from base 214 to 1206 and encodes 330 amino acids.